Messenger RNA from Durusdinium trenchii, 1731 nucleotides. Lineage: Eukaryota; Dinophyceae; Suessiales; Symbiodiniaceae. The record is from the annotation of a GenBank genome assembly.
AUGGUGAAACACGGCGGCCGCGCUUUCGCGUGUGUCGCGAAGCUCCCACCAAUGUUGGCAGUGGCAUGCUACGGCUACGAAGGAUUUGUUUUCAACCGGAUUUUGCUGCCUUGGGCUGGCAACGGCACUCAAUCGCUUUUUGCCGCAGGCGCACUGACAUACAACCUUCUCUGGCUCCUGUCCUUCAUCAGCUUUCUACGAGGUUGCCUCACUGAUCCAGGCCUUUUAGAUUCAGAUUGGUGGAGGGGACGGGAUGACAGCUCACUGCGCAGCUCUUUGCGUCAAGACUGGGCUUUGCUACCAUGUCGCCACUGUGGUCCCCGACCGGAAAGGAGCCAUCAUUGCAAGAGUUGUGGUGGCUGCAUUUUGCGUAUGGACCAUCAUUGUCCAUGGAUGGAUAACUGUGUGGGCUUGAAGAACCACAAAUUCUUCCUGCAAUGCUGCUUCUAUGGCGCGGGUGCUGCAGCUGUUUUCCUGUGGCAUGCAGCGCCGGUGCGGGGAAAGAUCUUCGGGAUCCUUCUGCCACCCGUGCGCAUGCCUCGCCUUCUGGACAUGGAGGUGGAACAGCAGCAGCUGAUUCAUGAAGCAGGACUCCUUUCUAUUGCCUGUGGGUUAGCGGCCUCCUUUUGCGUGGCGUUGGGUGGGCUUUUCCUGAGCAACUUCUACGACACCUUGCGAAAUCGAACCAGCAUCGAGUCUCGCUUCGCAGGCAGAAAUCCAUACGACUUGGGAAUGCUCCGUGACCUGCGCAUGUCGGUGAAGGCACCUGUGGGGUCCACUCUGGUGGAUGUCGCCAAGGAGCAUGGUGUUGACAUUCAUGCUGCUUGUGGGCAGAAGCUUCAGUGUGCCACCUGCCACGUGAUUUUGGAGCAGCCGUUCUUCGAACGCCUUCAAGGUCCUGGUGUGCGAGAGGAAGACCUACUGGACUCCACCUUCACCCUCACUGACACUUCCCGAUUGGGAUGCCAGGUCCGCUUGACUGAAGAGUUGGAUGGCAUACAGUGCACCCUGCCAGAUAGCGGAGCCAAAGGAAAUGUACGAAUGACAUUGGAGAUGCCCCGGCCCAAAGUCCAAAUGCAGCUUCCGGGGGCUCCGGCUGUGGCACCUUCUGUGAAGCGAGGUGGAACCGCACAGCCCACUGUUGAAGAGCUGCUGAAACGCCAAGAAGCACUUUCAGCAAGGUUGGAGGCGCAUCUCCGUGAGAUCCAGGCCAAAGCUGCCAGGAAACCUGAAGAGACCAAUGCAUCCGACAACUCCGGCCAAUCUGCGGAAGAAGAGAAGGAAGACUUGUCCAAAUUGAAGGCUGAGCUGCAAAAGACGCGGGUGGAGACGGAGAAGCUGGGCCGCAAAGCCAGGUUUGAGGAUGUCAUCGGCUUGGCUGCAGCGAAAGAGGCCAUCAAAGAGGCUAUUCUUUGGCCUGCAAUGGCCAGGCGAGAACUUUUCUCUGGCGUUCGCAGUGGGCCAAAGGGAUUGCUACUCUACGGCCCUCCUGGCUGUGGAAAGACCAUGCUGGCAAGAGCUGCUGCAGUGGAGUUGGAGGGUGAUGCGAGUUUCUUCCACAUUCGCCCGGGCGAUGUCAUGUCCAAGUUCUACGGAGAAUCCCAGAAGAGAGUUCAGGCUUUGGAAGAGGUCGUGCAAGAAGCUGCACCCGCUGUGGUCUUUUUCGAUGAGGUGGACUCCCUUUUGGGAAGCCGUGAUGGCGGAGGUGUCGCUGAGGAUAUGCCGCGAGAC